Mytilus californianus (California mussel) is the source of this 3169-nucleotide messenger RNA. RefSeq lists its product as uncharacterized. The coding region runs from base 375 to 2297 and encodes 640 amino acids. The transcript has 11 exons. The record is from RefSeq and is a predicted model, not a curated record. Lineage: Eukaryota; Metazoa; Mollusca; Bivalvia; Mytilida; Mytilidae.
CCCUCCCCCUCUUAACUUAAUUUGGGAAAAAUUGAUUGACCAAUAUGGAUAUAUGUAAAAUCGAUUUUGGAUAAACAAAACUUGCAGCAAUUUUAACCCCCCACCCCCAAACUAUUUGAUUUAAGUUUUUUUAUCCUACAUUGAUCUUUUGAUGUCAUCCCUAAGAAUGAAAAUAAAGUUAAAAUUUUAAUCGGCUAACCUCGGGGGACUCCGCUUCUCUCAGUCUAUAGUGUUAGAUGGAGGUACGGAAUCGGCCGAGUUGUGACGAACGAUUUCUGAUCCUGUUUGGGUAGCGAGAUUUCAGCGAGAUCACAACAUCAUUGCCGCCAUAUUUGAAAGAAAUUUUCCAAACGGCUUUCUAAUGAAUUUAUGCCAUGAAGCGUGUAAAAGUUACUACAUUUAAACAGUUAGAGUCUGCUGAUCAUGUUGAAGAUAGUGACACCGAAUUUGAAGAUGACUACAUUGAUGUUAGAAAUGCAAAGCGCAAAAUAGCCAGGAAACGUGAAAAAACAUCAAAUGUAUUAAAAGAUAAGGAGACAGACUUCAAUGUUAUUUGCAACCUUGUGAAUUCGCCAUGCUGUGAGAAAAAAUGUUUAAGCACCAGUAAUGUUCAGACAAUUCAGACCUGUAGAGCUAUGUUCUAUAAAAAGACACAAGAAGAACAGUCAGAUUUCAUUGAAAGAAACAUAAGGUGCAAUGAUGCCAGUUUAGAAGACAAACAGUUGACUUUUGUGCUGACUGGUAGGAGAGUAUGUGAAUAUGCAUGGAGGAUUGUGUAUGGCAUAAAAAGGAGGAGGUAUUACUACAUGAAAAAGAAAUGUAGGUCUACUAAUGAAGAUUUAGACAAUUCUGACAAAAGAUGUAGCCAACAAUACAAGAGUCGCCAGUACCUUGAAGCAAAGAGUUUUGUUACAGGUCUAUGCAAGAGAUAUGGUGAUGAUCAGCCUGAUAUUCUGGAAAUACAUUUGCCAUCAUGUCUCUCUAUACUACAAGUUUGGACAGAUUACAAAUCUUCCUGUGAGAAUUUAGGAUCACCCUAUUUAUCAUACCAGAGGUUCUAUGGAAUGUGGAUUGAAGAGUUUCCUCAUGUUAAGAUUCCAAAGUAUCAGAAGCUCAGCAAAUGUAAUGAGUGCGUAAUCUUUAAAGAGACCAUCAGCAAAAAACUGACAAAGAUCGAUUUGGGAGAGCUGAAGGACAAGAGAAGAGCACACUUGCUUCUUCAAGAAAUCUGCAGGGAAAAAUAUUAUAAACACAUAAAGAAAUCCAAAGAACAUCCAAGCAUGUACACUUCUGUUAUCAUUGACAAUAUGGAUCAGUCCAAAACCAAUCUACCAAGGUUUCCAUUACAUUUUAAGAAUGAAACAACACUUGAAAAAAUGCACCACCAUGUUACAGGUGUUUUAUGUCAUGGAUUAAAUAAGGCAUAUACAUUUACAUGGACAGAUCAGUUUUCCUCUGAUUGCAAUAUCACCUUGAAUUGUUUGAUGUCUGUGUUGGGCGAUGUAGCAACAGAAAAUGGUGGUUUACCUCCUACACUAUAUAUUCAAGCUGAUAAUUCCCCAAAAGACAACAAAAAUAAAUAUGUGAUAAUGUUCCUAGCAAUGUUGGUGAAAAUGGAAAUUGUAAAAAAGAUAAAGCUGACAUUCCUCAUGGUGGGUCACACCCAUGAGGAUGUUGAUCAGUUAUUCAGUAGGAUUUCUGUUAAAGCUUCAAAAGAAAAGACAACAACCAUCCCAAGCCUUUUGGAUCUGAUCAAAAGGUCUUACACACCACAACCUAUUGCAAAGCAUGUAGAAUCACUGUAUGAUUUCCGGGAUCAGAUGGCAUAUCCAUCCAGUCUAGCUGGAAUCAAAAGUCAGCACGUAUUCAAAUUGACAAAGGAUGGAGACAAAGUUUUCUUGGCCAUGAAAGAAUGGCCAUUGGAGUCAGCACCAUACAAAACAUUGGAGCUGACUAAUAUAUUACAGAAUCUCGACAUGCCGAGGAAGGUGGAACCAAACAUGGAAAAGAUUGGUGGUAUCAUACAGUUGAUGAGACGAGAUCUUCCAAAAUGGGUUCAAAAUGGAAAGUUAAACAGAGAAGAUGAACUUUGGUGGAUCAGCUACCUAUCUACCCUCGAGAAAACAAGACGCCCUGCACCAAAGACUCCUUUGCCACAAAAUAUGGGACGUUACAAGAAACCACAACAUGAACAACCAGCUAUGGAAGGUAAUUUGUUGGCUGCGAUCAACAACCAUAUCCAGACUUUUGAGAGAAACACCGCAGUUAGGAUUGUUACACACCGACCACGGGUUUAAGUCCUCAAAACUAAUUCUAUUUUGUAUAUUUUGUAUAUUUUGUAUAUAUAUUUACCUCCUAGGAACAUUUGAUAGAUAAUCUUCUUAUGUCAUAUGAGCACCAAAUUUUGUGUCUAUAAAUGAAAUGACUUCUGUAUGUUUGUUUCAAAGAUUAAUUCGUAGAAACUUGUAGCUGCUGUCCUUUAGUGAAGACAGUUCAGCAUUUUAUAAGCAUGAUAAGUGACAACAUGUUUAAGCAGUUGACUGUAUGAAACUAAAUAUCAUUCACAUUAAUGUACAGUACUGUAGUUUGCAAUUGUUGUAUGGAAUUUUGAUUCAUGAUUAUUUUGAAAACUAAGUGUUUUUGUAUAGCAGUGCUAUAUCUUUAAUGUUCACAAAUGUACAAAUGUUAAUAUAAAAAACUAAUUUGUAAAUAAUAUUUCAAUUGCUACAGUAAGUGUUUUGACAAGUUAAGUCAAUGUUAGUAUUAUUUAUUUUUAAAAUUUUGAAAAGUUAUUUGUAUUCUGAAAGUAGAUUGGGUAAGUGUCAAUUUUCUGGCUAAAAGCUUUUUAAGUUGCUGAUUAAAACAUAUUGAAAUUAGCCUGUUUUAAUUGGUAGGGAAAAAGUAAGAGAAUUUGUGAGAAUUGUAAUAAGAUUUAGUAGUCCGAGCCUUAUUGAACCUUCUCUUUUGUACAAGAUGAGAAAUGGAAAUCUUCAAUUGAAAUGUAUGCAUGUAACAUUGUAGACAAUAGAACAUACUUUUCUUACAUGUAUUUCUUUUAUUAGUCAUGCUUUUUUGCAUUGAAGUAUUGACAUUUAAUGAAAAUAUAUAUAUCUGAGAUAAUUUACCUGUGUAAAAAACAACUUUCAAAUAGAAAGAAAUGUGUUUAUAU